CCACAUGGUCCAGUCUAAAAAGUUUAGAUCCAGAUUUCUUUUUCUCCAUGAGAGGCUUAAUUAAAGGACGGCCAAACACUUUUUAGAUCCCUUGUUGAAUCCAAUUUGAGCUUUCCAUAUCCCAAAAACCGGAUCUUUAAAUCGACGGCCCUUUAGAUUUGGGGCCUUCUGCCCAAAAUCGUGAAUGAUGGAAGCGGAUGAGUAGCGGUUGAUGACGACUAAGGUGCGCACACGAUGGGGCAACCUGCAGAUGGUCAGCAACGAGGUGACCCACUGCGAUCAGCGACAAGGCGACCCGCAGCGGUCAGCGACAAGGCAACCCACAUCGGUCAGCGACAAGGCGACCCGGAGCGGUCAGCGACAAGGCGACCCGCGGCGGUCAGCUACGAGGCGACCAGCAGCGGUCAGCGACGAGGCGACCAGCAGCGAUCAGCAACGAGGCGACCAACGGCGGUCGGUGAUGAGCGACCAGCGGCGGGCUUCUAGUCUAGCCCUUGAGUUUGAGAAACGGAAUGCACCUGUGCAUUUCAAGACAAGUUAUAUGGGAUCAGGUCGGGGUGUUGGUUCCGAUUCUACCAUUGACCCAUACCGAGAGUUUAAAAACUUGUCCCAAUCUCACUCGCCCCAACCACAGGCAUUCUCAGGAUCUUCAAGCUCAACACCAACCUUGCCCGUUUCGAGAUUUAGUAGGGACGAGUCGAUGAAGCAGCAACGCAGGGAUAAAGGACUUUGCUAUCGGUGUCGCAAUCCCUUCAGGCCGGGUCACUAUUGUUCGACUUCAUCUUCUACCUUCUCCUUGAUGGAAGUUGAUGAGGAAGGUAACCCGAUGAAUCCUAAGCAUGUUCCCAUUGAUGGGGAGGCAAAAGAGGAGGAAGCGUCCUUUAAUGGAAUUCUGGGAACGCCAACGUCCGCCACAAUGAAAUUAAGUGGAAAAUUACAUGGACAUGAAGUUCUCUUGUUAAUUGAUAACGGUUCAACACACAACUUCAUCUCUGAAAAACUUGUGGAGCAAGUUAAGCUACAUGAUUCCUCUGUUCAGACAUUUGGGGUACAGGUAAGAGACUGUUUUAUUAUUCAGUGUGAUGAGAUUAGCAAGUCCGUUUCAGUUAAGCUUUCAGGUGAACACCAAGUUCCUACUCCAAUGGACAAACUCACCACCGAAGACAAGAAAAAACUCUCCUUGAAUGCCAAAGCACUAAACGUGUUGUUUUGUGCCUUGGGUCAAGAUGAGUUUGCUAGGGUGAGCUCUUGCAAAUCCGCAAAGGAAGCAUGGAAGCUCCUAGAAGCCACGCAUGAAGGAGAUAAAGACACAAAAGCUACCAAGAUAGCUUUAGGAACAUCCGAGUAUGAAAACUUCAAGAUGAAGGCCGGAGAAUCCGUUCAAGAUAUGAACAAACGAUUCAAUCUCAUUGUCAACAAUUUGAGUAAGCUAAAUAAAGUUUAUCCUACUAGUGAGAUUAACACCAAGAUUAUAUUCUCUCUUCCUAGAGAGUGGCAUAGUCUUGUUGUAAAUUUGUUGCCCAAAUGUGCGGAUGUUGAAACCUCCACCAUUUGGAGCAGCCUAUACUCUCGCGAGCUUCUUUUGAAGAAAAUGAAGGAAGAAGAACAAGUUCCUAUCAUCAAGAAGACCAUGGAACUCAAAAUUGAUGACCAUCUGGAAAGCGAAGGAGAAAGUGAUGAGGAGCUUGCCAUGUUCAAGAGAUACAAGAAGUUUAUGAAAUGGAACAAGGGCGAAUCCUCAAAAAGAUUUCCAUCAAAUAAAGGUAAACCUAAUCAAAUAACUUGCUAUGAAUGUGGAAAUGUAGGUCAUAUCAAACCGGAGUGUCCAAAGCUCAAAAAGAAGGAAGAGCUUAAAAAGGGGAAGAAGAAGGCAUUAAAAGUCACUUGGGACGAUUUAAACUCCGACGAAAGUGAUAGUGACCAAAGCCAAGAAUAGAACGCAAAUGCUUGCUUCAUGGCCACCAAUGAUGAAGAAGAGGUGAAAAAUACCACUUGGGUUGUGGAUAGUGGAUGCUCGAGGCACAUGACCGGAACAAGAGGAUGGUUCACAAAUCUCAAGGAGAAAAGUCAUGGACAUGUGACCCUUGGGGACAAAUCUCGGAAGAAAAUAAUUGGUAAAGG
Messenger RNA from Cuscuta campestris, 2121 nucleotides. NCBI's taxonomy places the organism in Eukaryota, Viridiplantae, Streptophyta, Magnoliopsida, Solanales, Convolvulaceae. The record is from the annotation of a GenBank genome assembly.